This is a messenger RNA of Arachis stenosperma, 2374 nucleotides long. RefSeq names its product probable DNA helicase MCM9. Gene Ontology annotation, biological process: double-strand break repair via homologous recombination. Gene Ontology annotation, cellular component: nucleus; MCM complex. The record is from RefSeq and is a predicted model, not a curated record. Gene Ontology annotation, molecular function: single-stranded DNA helicase activity; ATP binding; ATP hydrolysis activity. Lineage: Eukaryota; Viridiplantae; Streptophyta; Magnoliopsida; Fabales; Fabaceae.
AAAAAGUUCUGUGAUCUUCCUUGAUUUGGCGCCAAAACCCGCGACGAUUGCAGCAGUGUGAGAGUGAUGGAGGUGCAGUUGCAGAGCGAUCCAUGGGAAUGGGAGAAGCCAAUGGCCACUUAUCUGCUCCGCUACCACUCCGACCAGCUCCGAUCCAUCGCUUCCUCUCCCGAUCCCAAUCUUCACUAUCCUCUCUUCAUUGACUUCGCAGAGUUGAUGGAGGAACAUCCUCACCUUGCGCGUCUCAUAUUCUCCCAACCCACCCCUUACUUGCAAGCCUUUGACAAUGCUGCUCUCUUGUCUCACAGAAUCGUGGUGAGAGAUUUAGAGCAAGAGAAGAAUGUUGUUGAGAAGAAUUUCAUUCAUGUUCGAAUCAACAUCAGUGGUUCUCCCCUUGAAUGCUCUGAGACGUUUCCGACCAUAGGCCGUGUUCGAGUGCAGCAUCGCGGAAUUCUUCUCACUGUGAAAGGGACUGUAAUCAGGUCUGGAGCAAUCAAGAUGCAUGAAGGAGAGAGGAAGUAUAUGUGCAACAAAUGCAAGAAGAGCUUCACAGUUUAUCCUGAGGUUGAAGCUCGAAACUCCAUAUCAUUACCUUCAAUUUGCCCCAUGCAGAAAUUGAAGCCCUGUGGAGGCACAAACUUCCAGUAUGUAGAAAAUACUAUAGUAUGCCAUGAUUAUCAGGAGAUAAAAAUCCAAGAAAGUACACAGGUGUUAGGUGUUGGGGCCAUUCCUCGUUCAAUUCUUGUCAUCUUGCAUGAUGAUCUGGUUGAUGUUGUUAAAGCUGGAGAUGAUGUGAUUGUCACUGGUCUCUUGACUGCAAAAUGGUCUCCAGAGUUGAAAGAUGUGCGCUGUGACCUUGAUCCUGUAUUAAUAGCCAACAAUGUAAGGAGGACCAAUCAACUGAAGUCAGAAAUGGACAUUUCUGAUGACUUAGUUACAAAAUUCAAGCAGUUCUGGGACCAUUUCAAAGAUGCACCCUUAAAAGGGAGGAAUGCUAUUCUUCGAGGAAUUUGCCCACAAGUAUUUGGCCUGUUUACUGUCAAGCUGGCCGUUGCAUUAACACUUAUAGGAGGUGUUCAACAUGUCGAUGCUUCUGGAACAAGGGUAAGAGGGGAAUCUCACUUACUCUUGGUUGGUGAUCCUGGCACUGGAAAGUCUCAGUUUCUGAAAUUUGCAGCGAAAUUGAGCAAUAGAUCUGUUAUUACCACUGGGCUGGGAAGCACAAGUGCUGGAUUGACGGUUACUGCAGUGAAGGAUGGAGGUGAGUGGAUGUUGGAAGCUGGAGCCCUUGUUUUAGCAGAUGGAGGAUUGUGCUGCAUAGAUGAAUUCGAUAGCAUGAGGGAACAUGACAGGGCAACAAUACAUGAAGCCAUGGAGCAGCAAACAAUAAGUGUAGCUAAGGCUGGUCUUGUAACAACACUCAGCACUAGAACAACGGUAUUUGGUGCCACAAAUCCUAAAGGGCAAUAUGACCCCGAUCAACCUCUGUCUGUCAAUACAACACUCUCUGGUCCUUUACUUAGCAGGUUUGAUAUUGUCCUUGUGCUCUUGGAUACAAAGAAUCCUGAAUGGGAUGCAGUAGUUUCAUCCCAUAUUCUUUCUGAGGCAGAACCUGAUAGAGCCAACAACGAUGAAGAUCUAGCAAAAGUAUGGCCUCUUUCUACACUCAAGAGGUACUUACACUAUGUGAAAGAAACUUUCAAGCCAGUCCUUACAAGAGAAGCCGAAAGAGUCAUAUCUAGCUAUUAUCAACUUCAAAGGAAGUCUGCAACUCAUAAUGCAGCCAGGACCACCGUCCGGAUGCUGGAAAGUUUAAUACGCCUAGCUCAAGCUCAUGCAAGGCUGAUGUUCAGAAAUGUGACCCGAUUAGAUGCCAUCACAGCAAUUUUAUGCGUAGAGUCCUCAAUGACUACCUCAGCUAUAGUGGAUUGCAUUGGGAAUGCCCUGCACUCCAAUUUUACUGAAAACCCUGAUCAGGAAUAUGCUAAGCAAGAAAGACUGAUCCUGGAAAAGUUGGGAUCAAUAGAUGACUUCUCUGAUAUGAACAGAAUGGGAGACUGAAGGACAAGGGAGGAUAACAAAAUUGAAGUCCUGUAUAUUGAAUCAUUAAAGUGAUUAUUUUUAGUUAGAUCUGCUAUUAGUUGGCACAGGAUAACAAAAUUGAAGUCUUGUAGAUUAAUCACGAAAGUGAUUACUUUUAGUUAGCUAUGUUAUUUAGUUGGCAUUUAAGGAAGGGGGCAAAACAUUUUAGUUCUCUUACUAGACAAUUAGAUAGAUGCCUUUCCUAUCUUCGCCUUUUCUCUAGUCUUUAUUUAUUAUGUACUUUCGGUCUGUUGAGAGGGGCACUCAAUUUGAAUGAUGAUUUUGUUGUAUU